CUGAGGUCGCAGCCAUGUUCUUAGGGAUCCAGGCCAAAGCCUCAGAGCUGCCUUGGGCUUUGUGCUCAGGAAUCUGAUCCAGCACAAGGUGGAGUUUGUUUGGAUUUUGUGUAAAUGGCUGUAGGAAGCUGGAUAUCAGAAUGAUUAUUUGUUUUCAACUGCUACUGAUGCUUUUCUGUAACUCACUUCUUGUUUCUGGGCCUUAGUUUCUCCAUGUUAAGGUGAGGAUGGAACCUCUUACAUUGCUUUUCUGACUUCUUGAAGCACAGGAGUGUAGUCAGGAGAGCACAGUCCUAGCCUCAAAAAUACAAUCAGAAAGCUGAGAAGAGUACCGCAUGCCUGCAGUCCCCACUGCUCAGGGAGGUGACGCAGGAGACUCCUGGAGCUCAGGAGUUUGAGGCCAGUUUGUUUCUGAAGAAGAUACUGUCAGAACUUCUAGACUACAAAUACAGACUGCUAACACCUGGGUGAAUUCAAGAGACUAGAAAGCUUUCUUCUCGCUCUUUCUUUCAUUCAACCUGUGUAGCAACAAGAAUAAAUGCCUCCCCUCCACCCUCCCCCAUCUCCAUCACAGAACUUCCUAGAGAAGAGGGAGAAAGAUAGAGGAAGCUGAACAUAAGGGGGAGGGUCUAAGGAACUGAUGGUAAGGGAUGAUGAUAAACAUUCAUCUAGAAAAAGUCAAAUAAAAGUCUAGGCUCUCCAAAUAAGAGCCCUGGCCAUCAUUUCUAAAUGAGUAGUUUGAAGAGUUGACAAUAUGCCUGUCCCCUUCAGAAAUGAUUUCCUGUUUGAAGACAGGCCUGUGGAUGGCAGAACACAUUUCAUAUGGCCAUCGUCCCUGUGCUCACUGAAGAUCCGAUUUUGUUCUUAUAAAUGUCUACCGAAGACACUCUAAAAGAACAAAUAAAAGUAGAGGCUAUGUGCUGCUGCUGCCAUCUCUGGAGAAACCAGGCUCCUCAUCUGUGGGACCUUAGAAGAGAUGGUAGCCAAGCUCCUCCGUGUUCUUGGGACAAGCCCUUUGAGCAUCUCAAGUGGGAAGCUCAAAUAACCUAUUUUUCUGGUAUGCUUUGCAUUUUGCAUACAUUGUAUUGUCUCAGUUAAAUGCUUCAGGCAGAAGUGCUUGCCUACUUUUACCUUAACAUAUCUAAGUACCAGAAACUAUUUAGAUCUUUCCAUCAUUCAGAGCCAUAGGGAGAGAUCAGGGAUCAGGGGAGACCAGAUCUGUUAAAAUGUCACCAUUUGAGUGGAACUUUUCUGAAUCAUGGAUGGAAUCUGGAGUGAGGAGAGGAAGUAAGAUGUUAGGUGGGAAAGCGUGGGGUGGCAGCAGAGGGUUAAGAGCCAUGGUUACGUUAGAACCUUAGGCCUGGAGGCAGUGGUGACUCCCUCUGAACCUAGGGCUGUUAAUUCUCAUUUGGUCAGUGAAUUCAGAGUCUCCCUCCCUGCUCCUUGGUGCAUCAGUGGACCAGUGAAGCGGCAUUUUAGUUCAUUUCUAGCUCUGUUGUUUCUGCACUUUGUGGACCCAUAUUCUUUUUUGUUCUUGUUUUGUGUUUUUUAUUUUAUGGAUGUUUUUCCUGCAUGUAUGUCUGUGUAUCAUGUGUAUGCCUGGUGCUCACAGAGGCCAAUGUGGGGACAUUGGAUCACCUGGUACAGGAGUAACAGACAGUUGUGAACCACCACGUGGGUGCUGAGAAUUGAACCUAGGUCCUCUGGAAAAACAGCAGCCAGUGCUCUUAAUCAAUGAGCCAUCUCUCCAGCCUCAUCCCCAUAUUAUUUUUAUGGUUUGUUUUGAUUGUGGCUUAAAUAAGUAUAUAAUAGUAGUGACCCAAGAUUCUUUGCAUUUUUAUUUAGUUGCUCACUUGGUCAUAGACCUGAAACUAGUCUUUUGGUAAUACACCAGGAACAGUUUUCUCUUGGGCCACCUUGGCAAGCUCCUUGGUGGGACAGGAAGAGUGGAUAGAGCAGAGAUGGCUGGCACCUUGUAAUGCCUUCUAAUUACCUCUGUGUCACUAACUGCCUGUAGAAAGAAGCAGAAGGACAGCAAACACGGGGGCCGCCUAAGUGCUUGUUAUCUGAGAGCUCGCUCGUCACCUUUUUGUCAUAGUUUCGUGAUAUUCUGUGGCCCUUAUCCUUUUAGGAGGAAUGUACUCCAACAUCAAGAGUCCCUGAACUAAUAUGAAGAGUUAUAACCUAUUUGUAUUAGUCAGGGUUCUUUAGAGAAAUAGAACUGAUAAAAAUGGGUGUGUAGAGGGGCAUUUAUUAGAAUGGCUUACAGGUAGUGGUCCAGCUAGUCCAAUAGUGACAGUCUCCCAACAGAAAAGCCAAGAAUCCAGUAGUUGUUCAGUCCACAAAGACUCAUCUGGUCUUAAGUCUCCAUUGGAGUGCCUUAGCAGCAGAGUAGAUGAACUUGCCAGCAAGAGUGAGGACAAUCUAGCAAAAAGCCAAAGAGCUUUUUUCCAUGUCCCUUUCUUUGUGCUGACACCAGAGGGUGUGGCCUAGAUUUAGAGUGUGUUUUUGUUACUCUUCCAUUGCUCUGAAGAGACACCAUCACCAACGCAACUUAUAAAAAGAAGGCAUUUAAUUGGGGGCUUCCUUACAGUUUCAAAGGGUUAAUCCACAACCAUCAUGGCAGGGAGCAUGGCGGCAGGCAGGCAGGCAGGGCACUGGGGUAGUAGCUGAGAGCUCACAUCUGAUCUAAAGGUUGCAAAGCUGAGAGAGAGAAAGACUGGGCCUGGUGUGGGCUUUUGAAACCUCAAAACCCAGUGACACACCUCCUCUGACAAGGCCAUACUUCUUUUUUUUUUUUUUUUAAUUUAAUUUUUAUUUUUUUUAUUUUGCAAUACAAUUCAAGGCCAUACUUCUUAAUCUUUCCCUAACAGUUCCACUAACUGGGGACCCAGCAUUCAUGACAUAAUAAUGUGAGGACCAUUCUCAUCCAAACCCCCGCAGGGUGGGGCUUCUCAUCUCAGAGAAGGAUUUCCUUGAUUGGAUCCUAAAACCCUGCCCGUUUUUUUUUUUUUUUUUUUUUUUUUUUUGGUUUUUCGAGACAGGGUUUCUCUGUGUAGCUUUGCGCCUUUCCUGGAACUCACUUUGUAGACCAGGCUAGCCCCGAACUCACAGAGAUCUGCCUGCCUCUGCCUCCCAGUGCUGGGAUUAAAGGCGUGCGCCACCACCGCCCGGCCCCUGCCGGGGUUUUGAUUGUUUCCAGAUGUAGUCAAGUUGCUAACCAAGAUCAGCCAUCACACUCCUCCCUUGGCAGUGUUGGUAGAGGUUGGCAACCACUGACUUGUAUUCAGGGAGGGAAGAUAGAAGGCAAAGGGCAAACCAGAGCUUCAUUGCUCCCAGGAUUCCUCUCACAUGCUGUUUUGGGAAACUUACAAGGUCUCCUUGUUCUUGCUGCUGAAAGUGUGGCCUAGUGGUGAUUUUAGUCACUCCCAUGGGGCGGGGUUAUGGUGAGGCUGAAAAAACCUGGGCUGGGGAUUCAGAGACUGGAAUUGUAGCCACAGCUUUCCUACUUAGCAAAUGGGUGUUUAUGGUGAUAUUUUAUUUGUACUAAAAUGUUAUUUGUAUGUUAAUAAAUAAAAUUGCCCGGGGUCAGAGCUAUUAGCAAGCCAUAGGAAAGCAGGGCAGUGGUGGCGUACGCUUGUAAUCCCAGCACUUGGUAGGCAGAGCUAGGUAAGUCUCUGUGUGUUCAGGGAUACAGUCAGUAUUGGAUACACAUGCCUUUAAUCUCAAUACCAAUCAUAGAAAACCUGGAGGCCUUUACAGACAGGCCGUGACGAGGCGGUCAUGUGGUUGGGUUUACAACCAAUGAGAAGGCAGAACAGAAACUAUAUAUAAAGACUUUAACACAGAAAGUAGCUCUGGUUCGGAGAGGUAGGACCACCGCAGGAGGAAGGGUAAGGUUUUAGCUCUUAGCUCUGACCUCUUGGCUUUCUUCUUUGCAUUGGUUCUGUGUUUCUUAUUUAAAAAGACGGUUGGUUACAUCUACAGGUGUUGUAGACAAUUUACUCCCUAUGAGCUUCAGAUUUCUGGCCUAUAAGUAUACAGUAAGCUGGGCAGUGGUGGCACACACCUUUAAUUCCAGCACUCAGGGGAUAGAGGCAGGCGGCUCUCUGUGAGUUUGAGGCCAGCCUGGUCUACAGAGUGAGUUCCAGGACAGCCAGGGCUACUACAGAGAAACCCUGUUUCAGAAGAAAAAAAAAAAACAAAAAACAAAACCAAAACUAACAAACAAAAAGAUGUCUGCAAAACGUUCAGCAUAAUACCUGGGACAUAGCAAAUGUUACUUAAGAAAUGGUGAAGAUAGGCCUUCAAGUUAGUGUGUCUUUGCCUCCUAAUAGAGUAUAUGGUCUAUAGUGGAUUUGUCGUAAUCCAGGGGCCCAAAGGCCCUAGUCUCUACUAAUUCAGUGGUUUGCUUGUGUUAACACCUGUUGCCUGUGCUCUCUUCUCCUCUCUUCCAGUUCCUCCCCCCUAUUUGUGCUUUACCCUUCAUAGAAUUUGGCGUCUGUCAUGCUUCCUCUGCAGAGCAAGAAGGAGGGGACAACAAAAAUAGGGAGGAUUGAUUCAGACCAGGAGCAGGACAUCGUCCUUCAGGGCCAGUGGAUUGAGAGGGACCACUGCACAAUCACUAGCACUUGUGGAGUGGUCAUUCUGCGGCCUACCCAAGGGGCACGCUGUACAGUGAAUGGCCGAGAGGUCACUGCUUCCUGCCGUCUGACACAAGGCAUUGGCUUAUCUCCCAGUAUGUACUCGGAGCACAGUCAUGGACUGAACUCAUUUGUCUGUGUCAAAGGAGCUGUCCUAACACUGGGGAAGGCACAGAAGUUCCGAUUUAACCACCCAGCCGAGGCUGCUUUGCUACGGCACCACAGGCCUAAGGCCGGAGAGGCCGUUGGCAGCAGUGGCUCUUUGGAAUGGCUGGACUUGGAUGGAGAUGUCACUGCCUCAAGACUGGGUCUCUGUCCUGUGCUUUGGAAGGAAAGGAAGGUGCUAGAAGAGGAGUGUGACAAGGACCAGCAGACAUCAAGAAGUGGCGAAAUAUCCCACAGAGCCCAGACCGAGCAACAGCAGUGCUACGUGGAGGGUCUGAGGCAGCAAGCCAUAGAAGGACAGAGUAGAGUUCAGAAGGAGCCAGAAUUGGACCAGACACAGAGCAGUCAGCAGCUAAGAGCCAACCAGCAGUGGCUUCUCAGAGAAGAGACCUGGCUAGCCUGCUUACAGGAGACACAGCAAGAAGACGGCAGUGGGGAAGAGAAAGAACUUGAGGCCCUUGUGGCACCUGAUGCUUGGCUUCCGACAGUUCCUCAGACCCCACCAUCCCCACUGGUCCAAAGCCAGAAGAGGGUGGUGCAGCUGCGGCGCUUGCGGAGACGCACUUCUUGGGCUACAGUGUGGAACAUCAGGCAGAAAAAGAUCUCAUUCCAGCUGGAGAGAAUUAUUAAGAAGCAGAGGCUGCUGGAGACCCAGAGGAGACUGGAGCAGCUCAGGGCACUCUUUGGGCUCCAGGAUGAUGGUGCCUCCAAGGCCCCAAGUGCUUUCCUGAACUGGGAUCCUUCCACCAUGUCACCACCUGUGCCCGACGCAACUCACCAAAUACCAGAGAAAAGCCUAUCAGCAGAUUCCAUUCCCCAGGCUACUGCUUCCCCUCCAAGGACAAGGUGCCUGGGCAGGAAUGGCCUCCAUCCAUCAGGCUGGAGGAAGCUCUAUCCAGCAAAGGGAGCCUCAGCCAGGAGGGGAGUCUCUACCCAAGGCACCUGUCUCACUGUGAGCCAUGAGUCUGUCACUAGCCAGGAAACUAAGUCAUUGGGUAAGCAGCCCUGUCAGAUGUCCUCCCAGGGCUCAGUGACUAAGAAGCUAAGGCCAAGGGAUGGUCCAAGGCCCCACACCCCUGCUGCACAGACCAGAAGGACUAAGGGACUAGCAACUUCUGGCAACACACAGACUGGGUGGCAAAGAGAAGGGAGCUGUGGGACCUCCAAGGCUCCUAAGGAAACCACUUCCCACUCUACUUACCACAGUGGAUCCAAGCAAGCAGCUGGGCAUGGGAAAGUUGGCAAGACUUUUCAGGCAGAAUCCAAACCACCUCCUCUGAGCAGGGCAUCAAAAAAACAUCAGAGGGUGCCGGCAGCUAGGGCCAGAGACAUUGCCAGAAAGUUCUCUCAUUUGCCUCAUGGCAGUCCUUUAAAAAGACAGCAUAGUACAGGGGAUCCAGACAUGCUGGCCUCAUUCACAGAUUCCAGACCUAUAAUGGAUCUUGUAAAAGAAAAGGACAAGGACUUAUCUGACACUGAUAGCAGUUACUCAGUGGAUUCUCUCUCUUAUGCCUGUGCCAAAGUCCCAAAGGAGCUGCUGAAGCCAGAGGACCUUCAGGGAAAAUGGGAUCUUCCAGAUCCAGAGAACUCUGAAAGUGACAACAGUCAAUUAUCUGAGGAUUCACUCGCUGAGAAAGGGUACCAAAGCCCCCCAGAAAACUCAGUGGAUGAAUAUUCCACCAUGAACCAUGGACAUUCAAGGACCAGAAUUUCAGUCUCUGUGAGACAUCUCCCCAAGCCCUCAGGCAGUAGCUUAUGCACUCCAGCACAUAGGAACUUUUCCUUGGACAGCCUGAUUGAUGCUGAAGAACUGGGAGAGGAUAGGCAAAAGGAGCCUUUCCUUGGUUCUGCUGAUGAGAUGCCUACAGAGACGUUUUGGCACCUGCAGAAGGCCGUCCUACCUUCAGUAGACCAGGAGGCAAUGUGCAGGUCUAGCCCUAUCAACCAUAAAACAGGAGUCAGGCAGAAUGCCUUCCUGCCAAAGAGCAAUUCAUUUUACCUUGAUCCUCAGUUCCAGCCCCACUGUGAACAGUCUGAGUUAGAAAUGGAGGCAAGCUAUUGCGAACAAGCCAACUCUCUCCAAGGCAUGCAGCUUGCAAGAGAGAGCCCCCUGGUAUCUGUGGAUUCAUGGUUUUCUUGUGACUCUAAGGUCAAUCCCAGCAGCCCCUCAAUGACUGUACAUUCUUUAUGUCCAAGUCCUGAUGUACAUGAAAUUCAGCCCCAUGAUGAGAUGCCCAGACACGGGCUAAAUGUCGAAGAAGUAAAGCCACCAGGUACGGUCCUGCCACAUAGCUGCAAACUGCCCCAAGACAGUGCUGAACCACCCUGCCAUUCAGAUUUGCACACAACCUUUGCUUCUGAUACACCCAAGCCCUCCGUUUGUGGAAGUCAAAGGCUCCUUCAGCCAGGAGUUGAUGGUGUCUUUCGGGACAAAGAAAUCCCUGACAUGACCUACCAGGGCAUCUCUGAAGAGUCGCACAAUUCUGACUUGUCAAGUGUGCUGGCUCCCUCUGCCACCUCACUGACUCAUGUAGACAGUGUUCAUGAGAAGAACUGGGGUGCCCUUCAGCGAAAGUACCUCCUUGGACUCUCUCGUUCUGUCUUGGAAGCUGUGGGAGAGCCCAGGCCAGCUUGCUCCUUUCUGGAGGAAGACUCUAGCUCCCUGGCUGAGGCUUCUGAUAAAGUAGAAGAUCAAUUGCCUGUUGGCCCUGGGGUAUCUACAAAUUUAGAUUUCAGCUACUUUACAGUCCACCCAUCAACAAUCAGGCACUUAAGAGCAGAGAAAGACCAUGACAGUUUGAGUGCCAACUUAGAAAGUGCUUCUGAUCUCUUCAGUACCAUUGAGAAGGUGAGUUACAAUGGGGCAUACUCAGCAGACCUAGAAUCCCUGGCUUCUGGAUCCAUAAACGCACAGACCUGUACAGCAGGAAACACGAUACCAAAUUCUAUGACAGAAGCAUGGGAAGUCAAUCAGGCCAGCUUGGAAGGGUGCCUCCAGGGUAGCAGGAACCCUGGGCUGAUAACGUCCUCUGGGCAGUAUUUCUUCCAGAAGAAGGCUUAUCACAGUCACGAUACCUUAGCCACCAAAGUGAACCAUUGGCCACGGAAGCAAACCAUUGGCCCUCUUAGGAAAAACACUGCUGUGCAGCCAAGACCAUUAAGUCACAACAGCCACCAGCACCCCCUGCUGGAAGAGAAGGCAGAUUCUCAGCAGCAUGCCAAGGAAGCAGAUGGAACACAUACAGAUGCUUCUGGCCCUUUCCCUCCAGGUCCAGAGCUGUUCCUGCACUCUGAGCCCUGGAGUCCUUUCCCAUCUUCUCUGCAACCACCUCCCUUGGAGACAUUCUAUGUAACCAAAAGCAGGGAUGCCCUGACAGAGACUGCCUUAGAGAUCCCAGCCUGCAGGGAAGCCUGGGUGCCAUCCCCACCCCCCAGGGAAGCCUGGGGCUUUGGUCACAGCUAUCAAGUCCUCCAGAAAGCUCACUGGAAGAAUAAUUUACCCAAGUUGUCACAAAGCCAGAAUUCUAAGAUUGACUCAUCUCAGCAGGUAACAACAAAGAGGCCAACUGAUCUGAACACAGGAGAUAUUACUGAAGAACUGGAGAAAUGUUCUAGAAAUACGAGAGAGGAAGGAAACCAUGAUUCUGCUUACUGUUUUGUUACUCAGAACAGACAUCAUCUCCCUUCUACCAGCCUCAAAGUUUGUGAAUGUGGAAGUCAACUUGGAGUUUUAAAUAAAAAGUACAGCCUCUCGGUCCACACGGAAGGAGAAGGGGCCUCGGCAUGGCACCACUGCAGUGUUGCCUUGGACGGCUCGGAGUCAAAUACUUUGCUCUUCAUUUGUGAUACCAAGGCAAGUGAGGAAGAGCAGAGCCCACUCCCACCACAGAUACAGGCCUGUGGUGUGCACAGCCAGCCUUCUUCAGGAGCCAGGUCCAAGUUCAUUGGUAAAAUCACCAAUUUAGAUCUGGAGAAGGUCAUACCAGAGGAAAUUGCUGUUUCUUUGAAGUCCAGAUCACUCCACUGUCCAAUAUGCAGCCCUGUGAUCAUGGCAGGAGGUGGGAGUCCAACUCAUAGGUGGGAGGGGAGGAAUGAAACUGUGCUUCUGAGGGAAAUGAUUUCCAAAGACAUCCAAGAAGAGUUUAGUCUUCCAGGAACCCAGUAUACCUGUGAAAGAUGCCAUCUAGUUAUGUGCUCUCAGGAAAGAAAGCCUAUUGAAUGCAAGGCCCAUGGGCAGUCACAAGAAAAAAAGUCCAAAGAAGAACUUUUGGGAGAGAAACAGAAUAAAAGAGUGAAUAAUGCCGAUGAGAUGGCUAAACUGAUCAGGAGUGUGAUGCAGCUGGAAACUGGCAUCUUAGAAAUCGAAUCCAAGAACAACAAGCAGCUUCAUGCUCCCCAAACUCCAAGUACAGAUUUUAUGCUCCAGGCCCUCUGGGAUCAGGAGAGGGCUGACCAUGUCCUGAUGCCAGGAAGUUCUGGAAAACACUUAUUCUUUGAGGAUCAGCCAUCUUUUCCAAUACAGAUAGAGGACGGUCUCUUUGGAGACCGUGAAGCUAGGGAAAUGGAAUAUAACAAUGCUAUCAGUAAUAACUCCCAGGUCCAGAAAAUCAUAGGAAGCCCCUUCAGAUCAAAGGGACAUGCACAAGAGAGGCUGUCUGAGAGUGGACACUCACACCCAUCACCUGAAGUAGACGGACUUGCCAGGGGUCCGUGUGAUUCUUUGGAGAAGGACAAAGCUGGCAGAGAGUCUAGCAACAUUUCCCUUCACUCAAGGAGAAUGAAAGUGUUCACUAGAGCUCCGCCAUUGCAGCUCAGUGUGGUGAGCUCUCCUGAGAAGGAUGAUAUGCUGCUAAAUGUAUCAGCAGACUUCCAAGACCAGGCUUGGGCCUUGGAAAAUCUCAAGGAACCAGAGACUAUGGAAAGUUUUCAGGAAAGCCAAAUUGUUGAUCUCCUAAGGGAUUUAGAGUUGGAAGAUACAAAAGCUCACAGAAGAGUUGAAGAACUGACCGUGGAACAGGGAGAGAACCAGCAAGAAGAGAAUAUGGUCUCAUUGACCCAGAAACCUUGUGCUCCAAGUCAGCACUGUAAGGGGACAUUUUUCAGCCAGGAGACUGUCUCGCCAUUCCAUAACCAGACAGACUUCUCUGAAGCUCUUCCUUAUGGAGAACUGAGUGGUCCUCAGCCCUUGCAUUCUCCAAGCUUACUAAGAAGCUGUUUGCAUGCCUCUGAUACCAAAGGCAUCUCUUCAUUUGAGUACAUGUUAGAGCCUACAGUGUUGAAAAUUAAUAGAAGUUCUUUGGCAACUGGAGUAGGACAUCAGGAUUACAGUGCAGAGGCCAGAAGCAGUAGCCCCCAGGGAAGUGUUACAGGGGAUGCUUGCACUGCACACACUGCCUGGUGUGGGUCUGUGACACCCAUGGUCAUGAGAGCUAGUGAUGAGUCUGCUACACCGGAGAGCAUUCUCCUAGAGACAGAGGACUGGAUAACAGUAAGCACCAGCCCCCAAGAAGACCAGAGAGGGCUAGUCACUUCAACAGUCUUGACUACCCAGGGAGGCUUGGGUUCUGAAUCUGAGGCAACUGUACAAAAAGAAAUAAAAACCCGUUCCUUGAACAGGGUCUCAAGGCAGGCUGAAAAGAGGGUCAGUUUCCUCUUACAAGAUGAUAGUGACCAGAGUGAGGAGGAAAGGCAGAAGGCAGAGAAGAAGUCCAAAGACCACCAGCCUGCUAGCAGGGCUUGUCUAACAUCUUUGUCUCUACUGAGGGCGCCUGAUCCAGAGCCUGUGCUACUACCCGACUCCUCUGUCCAUGCAUCCAUAUGCCUGGCUAUCUUGGCAGAGAUCAGACAGGCAAAAGCACAGAGGAGGCAGCUUAAUGACUUCGUGGCUGAGGGGACAGUCCUUCCUUAUGAGACUUUGCAAGAAGAGUGUUUUCCAAAGGCGGCUGGUAGGCCUCGGGAGCAAACGGUUAAGUUAGGUUGGGACAGCACCAGGAGUGAGGAUGAAGCCCAGGGACCGCAUAUGUCCUCUCCAUCUGCUGUGUCUGCUGAGAGGAAAGACCAAGCCAUGCCUCCCAGUGCAGGGGGCUUUCAGCAUCUGCCCCAUCCUGAAACUGACAGAGGACCGUGGCAUCAUUUGCUGGCUUCCUCUCACAUUGUCCCAGAUCUAGAAAAAAGACAUUGUACCGGAGAACCAACGCAGUUUGGGGGAGCAAGUGGAUGGUCUGAUUCUUCUGAAGUCAUGGAGAAAAAGAAAGAAACAUCCAGAACAUUGUCCUCUGUUGAUCCUUUGGCCUCAGAUGGGCUUCUUUCUAUACCAGCUGUAGAACAGGAUGGGAGGGUAGGAUCAGAAAAUGUAUCUGUCUUACCUUCUCAAACUUCUUGUGAUGAUCCUGGCAGGAUUCUGCAUGGGCAAAGUCAGUUAGCUGCAUGGAAAACUGCAGAGAUUAUACCCUUUGGUCAUCAGGACAGCAUCCCAGAGGAUAAGGAACCUAGAAGACUGUAUAGUACAUGUGGAGGAGGCUCAGGUAAAAUCUCAGUGGCCACACAGGAAGGGAAAGCAGUCCAUUCUGAAUGUCAGUCUGUGAUCUGUAAUGCUGAUAAUUCUGCAGGCCUUUCAGGGCCUAAGCAAGACCGUGUUCAGUGCUCGGAUGCUUCUACUGCCUUAGAAGAAAUGAAGGCAAGUCCAAAGCCAUGUGUUGUCCACCCAGGAGCUCCUAGAAAAGUUGAAGCAGAAGCUCACAUGUGGCAUCCUGUCAAGUGGAAAAAUGUUGACUCUCGCCUGGCAGAAGCCCAUGAGGCUGACAGCAGUAAUCCAAGGUCAGCUCCCUUGCUAGAUCAAAGACCUAGCCUGCAUCUUAGUAGAGUUAGAGAAGAGGUUCCAGGUCUGCACCCCAAAGAGCGCCUUGUCUUCGAGGGGAGCGCCGGAGGCAACAGGCCCCUUGGCUCAUCUUAUGAGGAGGAAGAGAACAGAACUAUUCCUUGGCCUCAACUAAGUGGUUCCCCACCUCCUGCUGUUCAUGCCUGCUGCUCCUGUUCCUCCACUCUGCCCUGUUAUAGAGAUGGUGUCCUUAGGAAGGGAGCUCCUCAGGCUGCUGUACAUCCUGCCCACUCACCUCUCAUCGUACCGUCUAGGGCCUGUGACGUGGACGGAACAGCAGAGAGCUUUUCCAAAGACUCCCAGGUGUCUUUGGCACACGACCUCGAGCACAAGCAUGUUAAUGUAGAACUGGGGCCUGUAGACAGUAGCAUUCCCAACCCAUCCACUGCAGCUGCUAGCUCCUCUCCAGCUCAAAGCUGCUAUUCCCUGUCCACCUCAGAAGGGAAGGCAAAUUGCCUCCUCCAUAUAGUUGCUGGUAGAAGGUCAGCUGAAGGUUCUGAGAAGAAGACUUCAGGGAAGAAGGCCAGCACUGCCCCUGAGGAUGCUUAUUCAACCAGUCCUGCAGGCGCACAUUCUGAGCCACUGAGGACUUUAAAGGGUAACUCUGUAGGGGAGGAUGCACAGGCAUCUAAAACCAAGCCAGAAACUCCUGUGGUGACUCAGGGACCACAUACCCUAAAUUUAAAUGAAGGAUCUGUUGACGGCAAGCUGGUAAUAGCAGCUCAGUGUGGACAUUUAGAAAACACCACUAGACGCUGUUCGGAAAAGACACAAUCUUCCAUUGAGGUCAGGAGUCACAGUUGCUUGGGUCCCCAAGCCAAUUUUAUAGACAGGUUAAAACACACCCACUACCCUCAGAUUGAGACUUUGUGGGAGGAAGAAGGGCACCAGAGAGACCAGACUUCAGGAGGCGGCGAAGACCAUGCCCAGGUCAGAGAUCUAGCCUCUUUAAACGAGGGCGGCUUGGAUGGCGCUCAUCCCAGAGGUGGUGGGAGGGAAGGGAUGGCUGUGACCAUGGCUCUGGUGGCCCAGACUGUCUUUUCAGACCUUGAACACCUAGCUUCUCUGCCCUUGGGGCAGACUGAAACAUCACAGCCUGCUGCUCAGACUCCAGGCCAACUCAGCUCUGGAAGGGAGCAGCCUGCUGUCUGCCACAGGCACUCAGUUCCUAUGAUUGCAGUCUUCUCUGGCCCUGAGCAUGCCAGGUACUCCCCUAGACCUCAGUUCUCUGUGGCCAAUUCAUCUCUAUCUUUUCAAGAAUUAAAUUUGAGUGUGGCAUCUCCUCCAACAAAUGAAGAUGCACAGGGGCCAAAGAGUUUGUGGAGCCCACAUCUCAGGGGCCAUUCCUCAGAAAAGCCGAUGUCGACGUCUCCAGAGACUCAGGAUUGCGAUCAGGGAGCUUCAUGUACUUUGAACAAUAACCCCACUGAUCACAGGCCCCCGAAACCUGUCAUUCCUCCUUAUCCAACAUCUUCUACCAUGUCAUGUAUGCCAACCCCUGAUUUUAUGACUAACUGGAUGCCUGGUACUUUGGAACGGGGCCCGCAAAGGAAGACAGAUAAACUGAGUGUCCAGGGCAUGCCAGAGAACCGGCACUCUCGGGCGGACAAAGAAAUGCCGCUCUUUGGCUCUAGUGACAGAAACCCCUAUGUCCUGCCCUGGCGUCCGCAGGGACCUGUGCAGAUUGGCUGGAAGCAGUAUGUGUUUGGAAGUGCAGAUGCUGUCUCUUGUAGCCAGAAACCCCAGUGCCUAAUACCAUCAAAUACGGCUCAGUGCUCCAGCAUGGACAAUGCCCUCGAUGACAAGAAACCCCCACUUCACUCCCAUCUCAGGACUUAUGCCCCAAAUCAGGAUCUGCCAAACAUCCGCAGCAGUAUCGAGAAUGACCGAAGUUCAAAGGAAGGCUGGGAAAUAAGGAGUUCCUCACUGGCUGUGGAGAAGCCCCAUGACUUGACUGGAUCUGAAGGAGUUGCCCCAACUUGGGAUCCUGACAAGAGAUCCCCACUCAAGGACUCUUCUGAGGAAAUAGGCUGUCUACAGAGUGAGCUGCCUCUGGCUGGAGAGAGUGCCACAGCUCCAGUAGAUGAGAUUGUAGCGCUCUGCCCGUCUGAGACAGGCUGUGCUGGGAGGCAGGCCCGGAUGAACACCUUUGAGCAGGGAACCCAGACCCUGGGCGGCAGGCUCUACUGGAGUUGCACCGAUCUCUCUACUCAGCCUGACGCUAGGUCAGUGUCGGACUCUGAUCUGGCCUCCUGGACCAGCAUGCACAAUCUUUCUCUCCACCUCUCCCAGCUUCUGCACAGCACUUCCGAGCUGCUUGGGAGUCUCUCACAGCCAAGUGUGGUCCUAAAGGAGCAGAACAGCAAGAGUGACUCCCUAGGUGAGGCCCCACAGGCCCUCAUGAUGGACAGUUCUACUCAGACCACUGUGGAUGAGGGCAUUCAGACGGACCUGGCCUUACAUCCUCUGCCCUUCCAGGCCCCAGAGGUCAAGCCUCAGGAAGUCAGUGUGAUCCUUGAAGUGAUGGACUCAGGUGUCACUACCGUGGUUCAAGAAAAGGGAUAUGUCCCAGGGGUAUUUCAGAAGAAAAGGGCAGAGGAAACAGAAACCCCAGAUCACCAUGAAGGAAAUACCCACUAUAAGCUGCAGAGGCCUCCUGUGCCCUCACCACACUUGAGGUUUCAAAAAACCCAUCUUGGGCAGAACCUUACUUUUGUGAGCCCCCCACCUUCUACUGAUGGCUCCCCACCUCCCAGUCUGCAGCCAGAGGAAUCUUCCAUGGUGGUCAACAGUUCCAGCAUCUCCCGCCACUCAGGGCUCUUCCUUGGAGCUUCAGAGUUCACCCAGGAGAAGCUGGGCUCCUCGAGUGCCCUGCUGGUGGACAGGGCUUCCUCUCCAAUCCUUACAUUUAGUGCCAGCACCCAGGAGUUGAGCAACCCCUUAGCCUGUUGGACUCUAUCAGUUCCCUCAGCUCAUCCUCUUGAAGACUUCCAGGAGAUUGACAUUAGUCCUGACCUUACUGUUGGUAACCCAAGACCUCCAAUGGAUAAUUCUCAAGCCAUUAAUGAGUCCGCUGUCACUCAGAGAGCUGAGUCUCUAGAUAGAGAAGGCAAGAGCCCCUUAGAAAAGAGUUCUGAGAGAUCAUUUGAUUCUAGUUCCCCAUGCAGCCCAGAGCAGAGCUCUAGUCUCCAAGUUAGUUUCUUAGGGCAGGCCCCUCUGCAACUUCAGCCCAGGAGCACCACUGGAGACCAAAGCAGACUGACAUCUCCUCUACCAAGGCACAAGAGCCUGAAGCUAGCUGACAGCUUCGGGCCUGAGAAGGUGGCUUCCAUAGAGCAUGGUCCACGGAGCAGUAGGAGGCCAAGUCAGUGGCCGGGCAGGGCAGCAAGUGAGGAAGAGAGCUCAGUGUUUAUAGUGGAGCCACAGCCCAGUCUGGAUCUAUCUUCUUCCUGGAGAGGUCUUCAGCCCCUUAGCCCUUGUCCUGUCUCCGAUACUACAGGGCUUCGAAAUCCUGCGGUAGAGCCACCUCAGGCCUGCCAACCUGUGGAGCUGCUCUGCCCUGAUUCACAUGUGUGUGUGGCCCCUGAUCUCCAGCAUCACAGCCUGAGGGACCUCCCAGUUCAUAACAAAUUUGAUAACUGGUAUGGAGUUCGGGAUGGGUCUUGUGGAGAGCUACAUGUCAGUGAGAAUGGAGGGGUUGGGUGUGAUUCCAGUUCUGGAGACCAAACCCAAAGGCCCCUGCAAUCUUCUGAUGACAACAGCCAGAAUCCUGUGUGGCCCCGGUUGAAGCACAUCCCUUUGCAAGUUGGGAUCCAGAAACCCUCACUCAGUGUGGAACUCACAGAAGCAAAACUACACCGUGGCUUCGGGGAGACAGAUGCCCUGCUGAAGGUGCUGCAGAGCAGGACAGGGGAGGCGCUUGCUCCUCAAGAACCUGCUCUGUCCUCUUGGGAGGAGCGCUCCACCAGGCAGAAAAAGACUAUAGAGACCCUCAGGAGGGAGAGGGCUGAGCGACUUCAUAACUUUCGUCGAACAAGAAGCCUCAGUCCCCAAAAACAGUUCGGCUUCCUGCCCAGCAAGGAUCUUCCCACCUGGGAACUUGACUUGCCCAGCAGACGCCAAGAAUACCUGCGGCAGCUGAGGAAGGAUGUCGUGGAGACCACUAGGAUCCCAGAACCAGCAUCAAGAUCAGCCCACCCACCCUCUGACAUUGAGCUAAUGCUUCAAGACUAUCAUCAGGCCCGCGAGGAGGCCAAGGUAGAGAUUGCUCAGGCUCAGGCUCGGCUCAGGGAGCGGACUGAACAAGAAAAGCUGAGAAUCCGACAGCAGAUCAUCUCCCAGCUGCUGAAGGAAGAGGAAAAACUGCAAACUCUAGCCAACUCCAGCUCCCCGUGCACCAGCUCUGAUGGAAGCCUGUCUUCUGGCAUCACAUCUGGUUACAACAGCAGCCCAGCCUUCUCAGGCCACCUGCAGUCCCUAGAGGUUAAGGAGGACACUCAAGUACCAGACUUCCAAGACUCUUGGACAGGGGACUGGCGGGGCCGGUCCACAGUGAGGAACAGUCAGCUGUACCUAACCGGGUCUGCCUGGAAGAGUUUAGCUUACAGCCACAGAGCCUCCCUGGGCAUUGGCGGCUGCUCUCCCUCCAGCCUAUCCAGUUUAGGGACCUGUUUCUCCUCCCUCUACCAGGAUUUGGCGAAACACAUUGUCAACACCUCAAUGGCUGAUGUAAUGGCUGCUUGUUCAGAUAAUCUCCACAACCUCUUCAGCCGCCAGGCAACAGCUGGCUGGAACUACCAGGGUGAGGAACAGGAGGUGCAGCUUUACUACAAGGAAUUUUCUUCUACUCGACAUGGCUUCUUGGGUGCAGGUGUGGUGUCCCAGCCACUCUCUCAUGUGUGGGCAGCUGUGAGUGACCCUACUCUGUGGCCUCUGUACCACAAGCCUAUCCAUACAGCAAGGCUGCACCAGCGAGUGUCCAACAGUAUCAGCCUGGUGUACUUGGUGUGUGACACCACAAUGUGUGCGCUGAAGCAGCUGCGGGAUUUCUGCUGUGUCUGCGUGGAAGCCAAAGAGGGGCACCUGUCAAUCAUGGCAGCUCAGUCUGUGUAUGACACAUCCAUGCCAAGACCCAGCAGAAAAAUGGUCCGAGGAGAGAUCCUGCCCAGUGCCUGGGUCCUGCAGCCUGCCAUCAUGGAGGGAAAAGAAAUCACAAGAGUCAUCUUCCUUGUCCAGUUCUCCACUCUCAGGCCAGCUGCACCUUCAUCAUCGGGGAGGGGAAGGCUAGUACUUAGAUCCACACCGGGAGCCCAAGUGCGUGUCCAGUCACCACUGCCAGAGUGGCUGCUCCAGGUCUGUCUGCACCUUCACUUCUUCUCCUUCUCCUUCCAGGUGGAGCUGGGUGCACCAGGCUUCCCUCCUCAUCUUCUCAACUCCUUUAUCAAACAGCAGCCGCUGGUUGUGGCCAAGCUGGCAUCAUUCCUUGGUAGUUAGCAGCACUGUCUCCACGGCCCUAUACUGAGAUGUAGGCCCAGGACACCUCAGACUCUAUACUGCUUCUAAGCAAGAAGAGCCCAGGCUGCCUGUGGUAGCCAACUGUACAGAUGGCACCGGCCCCGAGUUGCCAGCAAAACCAGUACUUAGUACUUGGUCACCUCUUAAGAGUGAGCAACCUGAAUCGCCUGGCUGUCCAGUGAAACUCAACUCACCUUUAGGAUUUCUUCCCUUUAUUUCCUGCCUCUGGGACUCAGUGACACACCAAGUGUUCAAAGACUGGAAAAAGCACAGCCUGCAGAGCUGGAGACUGCAAUGCCUUGGCAAGGUGCCUCCUUGGCAGGCAAGCACUAGCCAAGGGUGCUCUGAAUCUGCCUCCAACAUUUAGCUCCAUUUUGUGAUGGAGCAACAGAAAAGACCAAACCAGUUUAAAGAAUCAACUGCACAAACCAGACUGAUUCAGAAUUGUUUUCUGUCACCAAGUGUUUACUAUUCACAUUCACACACACCGUUUCCUAGGUCACUGUGUGUCACUGGUACAGUCAGUCUACCUUGAGCUCAGUACAAUGGGAGACCGACCACUGGAGAAACAGACAAGGUGUGGGGCCUGAGGACCAGUGAUGGGUAGGGGCAGCUACAUGCUGCUUGCUAACAUGGUAAGAGAGAUUUCAAACAGACUGUCUUGGAGAGGAUUAAGUUCUGGCAGGCCUUGAUCUUGUGCCAACACUUACGCCUCAACCUCCCAAAUGCUGGGAUUAUGAGCUACUACACCUGGAACCUGCUUCUUUUUAUAUAAAUCUAUUGACUGGCUGGGCGGUGGUGGCGCACGCCUUUAAUCCCAGCACUCGCGAGGCAGAGCCAGGCAGAUCUCUGAGUUCGAGGCCAGCCUGGUCUACAGAUCAAGAUCCAGGACAGGCACCAAAACUAUACUGAGAAACCCUGUCUUGAAAAAACAACAACAAAAAUAAAUAAAUGAAUCUAUUGAUGAGUAGGGUGUGGUGGCACAUGCCUACAGCACUCUGAAAGGAGAAGCCAGAGGACCAGAAGUUCAAGCUCACCCUCAGGGAGCCAGCCCGGGAUACAUGAGACCCUGUCUCAACCAACAAAAAUUGACCAUCUUUUGAGGUACUGAGCUUAACUGUUCUAAUAUGAUAGAAUGGAAAUGGGACUUUUUUCUUGUAUUUUGGCCUGGCUGAACACUAAAGAUUUUCCAUGUUCAUCGGGAAAUGGUAGGGAUAAGAAAUUCCCUUUAUUGCCGGGAGGUGGUAGCACUUCUUUAAUCCCAGCACGCGGGAGGCAGAGGCAGGUGGUUCUCUGUCUACAGACCUAGUUUCAGAACAAAGAAACCCUGUCACUCCAGGUGUUUGGUGGAAAAAGGUACUCUUAUGGAGAUAGAAGAAUGGUUGGGUAAAUUUCUUUAAGGGAUUAGAAAAAUCUUGCAGAGUAUUUAUAUUACCAAUUGACUUUUAAAAUUUGCUUUUGAAUUUAUCUUUAUGGUUAAUUUUUUAGCAACACUCGCUAAUGUACUGUUAAUCUAUAUGCCUACCAAUUUCCUUCCCUCCCUUCCUUUUUUUGCUUUGAGUCAGGAUCUCACUCUCUAUGUAGCCCCAUCCUUCCAAGUCUUAAAUUAAAGACAGUGAGCCACCGUGCCCAGUUUCUGCCUCUUUUCAUGUAAGUACCUUACUGAGACUAUUGACUAAAAAAGUCAAAAUAUUUGUUUUUUUUUUUUUAAAAAAAAAAGAAAGAAAAAAUAGCUGGGUAGUGGUGGCACACACCUUUAAUCGAAGCACUCAGGAGGCAGAGACAGGUGGAUCUGUGAGUUCGAGGCCAGCCUGGUCUACAGAGUGAGAUCCAGGACAGACAGGGCUACACAGAGAAACCCUUAUCUCGAAAACCAAAAGAAAAAUAACCCUUGAGGGUUAUGAUGGCAGUAUCUACUCAUGGUCCAGGGUUGAGAUUUUCUGUUUACAUGCAUAUGCUGGUAUUUCUUACGAGCUCAGCUAUUAUAAGACUCUCAAUAGGUAGCUCAGCGAGAAUAAGAUGGCAAGUCUCACAUGAGACUUGAGUCCCACACCUGUAUAUUUAACCAUAGAUCAAAAGAUAUUCAAGCAAAAGUUUCUUGUAAUUAUUUAUACAUAGUUAAAUCAUCUCUAGAUAACAUAUUUAAGGAUACAGGAGGGGGGAAAGAAAAACCCAAGGAUGUAUUUAAGAAGAUAGAGCCAGCCAGUGGCGGUGAUGCAUGUCUUUUAUCCCAGCACUCAGGAGGUGGAUCUCUGAGUUUGAGGCCAGCCUGGUCUACAGAGCGAGCUCCAGGACAGCCAGGGCUACACAGAAAAGAAACCCUGUCUCUAAAACUUAAAAAAAAAAAAAAAUGUAGUUGUAGCACUAUGCCAUUAUGUAUUAAGCAAUAGUUGACCACUGUGUAUUCCCGUAUUUGUGGGCCUGCACUGAUCCGAUUACAAAAGGUAAGUCGACUUUGGAGAACAUGGGAAUCACCCUAGGCAGGGCCCAUUCUUGGCCAGGUUGUAGAGCUGAGUAUUUUUACCUCUAGAAAGUUCCAUGUGCCUCAAGGCUACUGGUCCAAGAAUACAAAUAUCCCAACUAUAACCCAGAAGACUGCUUUUGGUCAGAAGGAAGUUUUGAGGUAAAUCAGACACCCGCCCCCCCCC
Molecule: messenger RNA, 19847 nt
Organism: Peromyscus californicus insignis
Lineage: Eukaryota; Metazoa; Chordata; Mammalia; Rodentia; Cricetidae
Gene: Stard9
Product: StAR related lipid transfer domain containing 9
Exons: 18
Coding region: 4507-17178 (4223 amino acids)
Biological process (GO): spindle assembly; microtubule-based movement
Cellular component (GO): cytoplasm; nucleus; centriole
Molecular function (GO): ATP binding; microtubule binding; microtubule motor activity
Source: RefSeq, a predicted model, not a curated record